Molecule: messenger RNA, 1554 nt
Organism: Daphnia carinata
Lineage: Eukaryota; Metazoa; Arthropoda; Branchiopoda; Diplostraca; Daphniidae
Exons: 2
Coding region: 1-1554 (517 amino acids)
Biological process (GO): DNA integration
Molecular function (GO): nucleic acid binding
Source: RefSeq, a predicted model, not a curated record
AUGUCGAAAACGCACGUCACCCCGGUAAAAGGUCUCACGAUUCCCCGUUUGGAGUUACAGCCGGCAGUAGAAGGCCUCAACCUUGCUCUCACGAUUUGUCGUGAGCUGGAAAUUGAUUUGAGGGGUAUCGACCCAAAAGAUGUCGACGAAUUGGCCUGUUUCCACCGAGGACCUCCGUUCCUGAAUUUGGAUCCGGCAGAAUGGUACACCUGGGAAGAAAUCAUGGAGCCUGAGGAACGAGACGAGUACGUUAUUCGCGUCUUGGCAGUCAAAACUGAAGAUGAGAACCAUGUCAUCGACCGAUGCGUCACACGUUUUUCCAGCCUGGUGAAACUUCAACGAGUACUGGCCUGGAGUAAAAGAUUUGCCGACAACGCUAGAGCAAAACUACGUGAUGAAAAACCAAUUGUCGGAGAGCUGACAGUAGAAGAAAUGGUAACAUCGCUGACAAAAUGCAUCGUACGCGCUCAAGAAUUGGCCUUCGCUGAAGAAUUUUACGCCCUUCGCAAGAAUCUGAAACUACCACUCAGAUCAAAACUUCGCACUUUCCAGCCCUUCCUGGAUGAAGUCGGACAGAUGCGAAUUGGCGGACGUAUACUUCAAGCGCCAAUCGACUAUGCAGCUAAACACCCCAUAAUUCUGCCAGCAUCUCAACUUCUAACGAAAAAGAUAAUUUGGGAUCACCACUUUAGAAACAUGCACGUCAAGACAGAGAGAUUCCUGACAGACCUCCGCUCUCGCUACUGGAUACUUUCUGGACGUAAAGUGGUAAAAUCUGUCCUCAACAACUGCUGGCCCUGCAAGCGUACGUCGGCAAAACCCAGCCCGCCGUUAAUGGCUUCCCUUCCAGUACAUCGUUUAACGCCUCAUCUACCCGCGUUCACUUACACAGGGAUCGAUUACUUUGGUCCUUUGACCGUAAGAGUUGGUGGUCGGGGAAGAAGACACGAAAAGCGUUGGGUCAGCCUAUUUACGUGCUUCACCACUAGAGCAGUUCACCUGGAAGUGGCCAACGGGCUCAGUAUGGAGGAGUUUUUACUCUGCUUCUCCCGUUUUGUUAGCCUACGUGGAAAACCCAAGGUCGUUUACAGCGACAAUGGGACAAACUUUGUCGCCGCCGAGCAAGAGUUACGACAAGCCCUACAAGAACUUGUUGCCAAGCACGAAGAACUUCAGACGUUAAUGGCUUGUCAACAAAUUGAGUGGCAUUUCUCUCCACCCGGGCCCCACUUCGGUGGUGUUUGGGAAAGGAUCGUACAAUCCUGCAAACGGGCAAUGAAGACAAGCAUCGGAAAUUGUCUAGUCACGGAUCAAGUGCUACGGACUGUAAUUGCUGAAGUAGCAGCUUUAUUAAAUGCUCGGCCGCUAACACAUCUUAGUAUGGACCCAGAAGACCCAGAUCCGUUAACCCCAAACCACUUUCUAUACGGUGGAGCUCGGCCAUACUUGCCCCUACAGUUGGCUGAAGUGGAAGACAUGAACGUAACCAACAAGCAGUUUCAGCAAAGUCAAGCCAUCCUUCAGCACUUUUGGAACAGAUGGCUACGUGAAUAG